Messenger RNA from Pisolithus orientalis, 4372 nucleotides. RefSeq lists its product as uncharacterized. The coding region runs from base 56 to 4216 and encodes 1386 amino acids. Lineage: Eukaryota; Fungi; Basidiomycota; Agaricomycetes; Boletales; Pisolithaceae. The record is from RefSeq and is a predicted model, not a curated record. Gene Ontology annotation, molecular function: phosphopantetheine binding; L-aminoadipate-semialdehyde dehydrogenase [NAD(P)+] activity. Gene Ontology annotation, biological process: L-lysine biosynthetic process. The transcript is spliced from 10 exons.
CCGACGAGUCAUACGAUAGUUUACCUCCUCCAUCCGAACUUGUCAGUCCACGAAAAUGGCCGCAGAUGCGCUCUCGAGAGUGCUGGCGAGGUUGCAAAAUUUGCCUUCCAUGUCUUUGCCGACCGAUUAUCCUAGGCCAAUCGGGACCAACAAAGUAAUCGAGGCAGUUCACAUUGCAAAUCUCUCCGAACCAACAUCACUAGCUCUCCUGAAGCUCGCACUACACACAGAGGAUGCCGGUGAUGAGGAUGAGGAAUCUCCCAGCUCAGAAAACACGCCUUCGGCUUUCUACCUUCUUCUCGCGGCUUUCACUGUAUUAUUACACCGAUACACUGGAGACACUGACAUCGUUAUCGGUUCAUCAUCUGCCGGGGCCAGUGCGCCUUUGAUUUUGCGUUUGGCUGUCGACCCUGCAGACACCUUCUGGACAAUCGUUCGUCGUGUCCAACAUGUCGAGAAAGAGGCAGAUGCAGACGCUUUGCCCUAUGAAACCAUUGAUCAAGACGACCAAAUUCACCCAAUCUUCCGCGUUCGCUUCUUCGACGAGACGGAUAGGCCGCGCGAAAAUUUUAUCAGGUCGACUAGCUUGACCUCAGAUCUUACUAUUUUUGUAACGCGACCCCCAGCGACAACACGCUCUUCGCUUGCUCCGCACAUAUCCCUCCGCAUUUUGGUCGCUGCAAACCCAAAUGCUUUGAUCGGAUCUGUGCCUCUCUUGACUCCCAGCCAGCGGGAGCGGCUUCCAAAUCCUACCGCAGACGUACAUUGGUGUGAUUGGAAGGGUGCCAUCACAGACGUCUUCUCCCAAAAUGCCAAGCGUUACCCGGAUAGAACCUGUGUCGUCCAGAGUAUUCCUGUUACUACUGUUGAUGUUCCUCAGGAAACUCGCGUUUAUACCUAUGGCGACAUCAGGCACGCAUCUAAUAUUCUCGCACACCAUCUUUUGCAAGGAGGCGUUCAGAGGGAAGAAGUUGUCAUGAUCUACGCGCAUCGUAGUGUCGAGCUUGUUGUUGCCGUCAUGGCAGUUCUCAAAAUUGGGGCAACCUUCUCGGUGAUUGAUCCGGCAUACCCACCGUCCCGGCAGGUAAUUUACCUCGAAGUCGCUCAACCUCGUGGCCUAGUAGUUCUGGCUGGCGCGGGUAAAAUUGGACCUACCGUUAGAGAAUUCCUUUCUGAUAACCUCAAAAUUCGCGUCGAAGUCCCUGCGCUCGCGUUCUCACCUUCAGGCGACGUCCUUGGUGGGCUUGUCGACGGUGUCGACGUGUUCAAGUCACGUUACCAUCUUGCUGAAACAGAUCCAAAUGUCAUCAUCGGACCAGAUAGUGUUGGGACAUUGUCGUUCACUAGCGGCAGCACUGGCAUUCCGAAGGGCGUAAGGGGGCGACAUUACAGCCUUACUCACUUCUUCCCUUGGAUGGGGGAGAGGUUUUCGCUAAGUGAAGAAUCCAAGUUCACAAUGCUGAGCGGCAUUGCGCAUGAUCCAAUACAACGAGACAUUUUCACUCCACUUUUCUUCGGCGCUAGACUAUACGUUCCCACAGCUGAGGACAUUGGUACUCCUGGCCGGCUUGCAGAGUGGAUGGAUGAUAAUAAGGUUACUGUUACCCACCUCACACCCGCUAUGGGUCAGCUCCUUUCCGCCCAAGCAACUCGCCACAUUCCAUCACUCAGCAACGCAUUUUUCGUCGGUGACGUGCUGACGAAGCGUGAUUGCCUUCGCCUGCAAUCUUUGGCUCCUAACGUUCAUAUCAUCAACAUGUAUGGAACUACGGAGACUCAGCGCGCAGUUUCUUACUUUGAGAUACCCGCUGUAUCCGCGGAUCCUACUUUCCUGGCUACUCAAAAGGACAUCUUGCCUGCUGGUGAAGGCAUGAUUGAUGUUCAGCUUCUUGUAGUUCCAUGCGCUGUUGGUGAGGUCGGUGAGAUAUACGUCCGGGUUACCUUAGACUCUGUUGCCUCUGCGGAGAAAUUUGUCACCAACUGGUUUGCGUCCUCAACAUCGUGGAGGGACACAGUACUCCAUCCGAUCCAAGGACUUGCUGGACCGGAAUCACGUUACUGGAAAGGCAUUCGGGACCGGAUGUACCGUUCAGGUGAUCUCGGGCGCUACCUCCCGGACGGCCGGGUAGAAUGUACUGGGCGGGCGGAUGACCAGGUCAAGAUUCGGGGCUUCCGAAUCGAACUUGGGGAAAUCGAUACGUUAAUGAGCCAACAUCCGUUGGUCCGCGAGAACGUUACACUCGUACGCAGGGACAAGGAUGAAGAGAAGAUUCUGGUCAGCUACUUCGUGCCUGUGGAUGGCCCUUCAUUGAACGGCUUCACGAGUGAGAUCAGCGAUGCCGAGGAACCAGACGGUGUCAAGAGUAUUCCGAAGUAUAAGCGGCUUAUCUGGGAUAUUAGGGAGCACCUUAAGAAGAAACUUCCGUCUUAUAGCAUUCCAUCACUAUUCGUACCACUGCAUCGUAUGCCCCUCAACCCCAAUGGCAAAAUAGACAAACCAGCACUUCCCUUCCCAGAUACUGCUCACGCACACGCAUCCGUUACUGGAAGGAAGUCAGCUGCAGGCGGCAAAGUUCGCACUGCGAGUCCUACUGAACAGAAACUAUGCUCAAUCUGGUCGAACAUCCUCCCAAACCCUCCACACUCUAUUCCUCUGGAUGAGAGUUUCUUUGAUUUGGGUGGUCACUCGAUCUUGGCAACACGCCUCAUCUUUGAAAUAAGGAAGCAGUUCGUAGUUGAGGCGCCGUUGGGUCUCGUAUUCGCACAGCCCACCAUUAGCGGUCUGGCAUGCGCUGUCGACGCAUUACGGGAACCCGACUUUGGUAUCGCUCGGCAGGAACCAACGACGCCACCUGAAACGUCAGGUGGACAGCGCCUACCGAAAAUUUUGCCGACAGCCACCGUUGAGUAUGGGAAGGACCUCGAAGUCCUUUUGCCUCGCCUUCGGCCGUCGUAUUUUCCCCUGUCUCCUGACUUUACUACACGUACAUUGACCGUUUUUCUUACUGGUGCUACGGGAUAUCUGGGCGCAUUCGUCCUUCGCGAUCUCCUCCAACGUGAAGAGAGAGUUCAGAAGGUCCUAUGUCUCGUCCGCGGAGCAUCGAUGGAAAAGGCGCUCGACCGCUUGAGAGAAAGCUCCAGUGACAGGGGUGUAUGGAACGAGACAUGGGUGACUUCUGGAAAGUUGGAGGUUGUUAUAGGUGACCUCGGGCAGGACCAAUUCGGCAUGGAUAGUGAGACGUGGUCUCGUGUCGCUGCUGGCGCGGAUGUCGUGCUACAUAACGGAGCAUUGGUGCACUGGGUAUACCCUUACGAGAAGCUCCGGGCGCCAAAUGUGCUUAGUACGUUGACGGCGGUGGAACUGGCUUCGACAACAAAACAAAAACUGCUGGUUUUCAUCUCGUCCACGUCAGCAAUUGACACCGAACACUACAUCCGGCUGUCGGAGUCACUUGUAAAUAAAGGUGGAACCGGAGGGAUCCCAGAGGACGACAAUUUAGAAGGGGCGAGGACAGGUCUCAAAACUGGGUACGGACAGAGCAAAUGGGUGUCUGAGAAGCUGCUAUUCGAAGCCGGGAAGAGAGGCUUGCGAGGGCACAUCAUACGUCCGGGAUAUGUCGUAGGUGACUCCAAGACAGCAGUAACGAAUACGGAUGACUUCUUGUGGCGUCUGGUCAAGGGAUGUAUCCAGCUUGGCCUUGUUCCUGAUAUUAACAAUACAGUGAACAUGGUGCCGGUCGACCACGUGUCACGUUGCGUCACUCUGGCCGCGGUUACACCUCUUCCUGACGCCGCUCUCUCCGUCCUUCAUAUCAUUGCGAAACCCUUGCCAACAUUCAACAAUAUAUUGUCGUCGCUGGCAGAAUACGGUUUCGCCACGCAGCAGUGCGAGUACCUGCUAUGGCGCCGCGAGCUCGAAAAGCACGUGUUGGAAGUUCAAGAUAAUGCACUGUUCCCCCUGCUUCACUUCGUCCUUGAUGACCUUCCGACAAGUACAAAAGCGCCAGAACUGGACGAUUCGAAUACCUCUGCACUAUUACUUCCUCACCCUUGUGAAACAGCGCCCACGGUGUCGGACGAGUUGAUGGGUCUCUACUUGGCGUGGCUAGUGAGUGCGGGAUUUUUACCUGCCCCUUCACAGGAGCAAAGAAGGAAGGAGCUCCCCAUUCUGGCGAGCAACUCCGUUGUGAAAGCAGCAGGACGUAGCGGGAUCUAGUACAGACGGCUAUCCGGAAGUUGGAAUGAUGGGAAAGGCUCCCGGAUAUUAUGUUUCUAUGCUUUUACUGUGAUUGUAUGAUUUUGUUUGACCUAUCUAGACGGUUAUGCCAGCACACCAAUGUGCACGCCGAGAAAGCCACAUGUUUCGUCAGGG